This is a messenger RNA of Microtus ochrogaster (prairie vole), 2909 nucleotides long. RefSeq names its product TOX high mobility group box family member 4 (gene Tox4). Gene Ontology annotation, molecular function: chromatin DNA binding. The record is from RefSeq and is a predicted model, not a curated record. Lineage: Eukaryota; Metazoa; Chordata; Mammalia; Rodentia; Cricetidae. Gene Ontology annotation, cellular component: nucleus. Gene Ontology annotation, biological process: regulation of transcription by RNA polymerase II.
CGCGCUCGGAACCCGGCGGGGCCGGUGGGAGCGAUGCGGACGCGGAGAACCUGCUAGUGCUGCCGUGAAGAUGGAGUUUCCCGGAGGAAAUGACAAUUACCUGACGAUCACUGGGCCCUCGCAUCCCUUCCUGUCAGGGGCCGAGACCUUUCAUACACCAAGCUUGGGCGAUGAGGAAUUUGAAAUCCCACCCAUCUCCUUGGACUCUGACCCCUCCCUGGCUGUCUCAGAUGUGGUUGGCCACUUUGAUGACCUGGCAGACCCGUCUUCCUCACAGGAUGGCAGCUUUGCAGCUCAAUACGGAGUUCAGACAUUGGACAUGCCUGUGGGCAUGACCCACGGCUUGAUGGAGCAGGGCGGGGGGCUCCUGAGUGGGGGCCUGACUAUGGACCUGGACCAUUCUAUAGGAACUCAGUAUAGUGCCAACCCACCUGUCACAAUUGACGUACCAAUGACAGACAUGACAUCUGGCUUAAUGGGACAUAGCCAGUUGACCACUAUUGACCAGUCAGAGCUGAGUUCUCAACUUGGAUUGAGUUUAGGAGGUAGCACCAUCUUGCCACCUGCCCAGUCACCUGAGGAUCGUCUUUCGACUACUCCGUCACCUACCAGUUCACUUCAUGAGGACGGCGUUGAUGAUUUUCGGAGGCAACUUCCGAGUCAGAAGACAGUGGUAGUGGAAACAGGGAAAAAACAAAAGGCUCCUAAGAAGAGAAAAAAGAAAGACCCUAAUGAGCCUCAGAAGCCAGUCUCCGCAUACGCAUUAUUCUUCCGUGAUACUCAGGCUGCCAUCAAGGGACAGAACCCCAAUGCUACCUUUGGUGAGGUGUCAAAGAUUGUGGCUUCCAUGUGGGACAGUCUCGGAGAAGAGCAAAAGCAGGUGUAUAAGCGGAAAACUGAAGCUGCCAAGAAAGAGUAUCUCAAGGCACUAGCUGCUUAUAAAGACAAUCAGGAGUGUCAGGCUACUGUGGAAACAGUGGAAUUAGAUCCUGUCCCACAGUCACAGACUCCUUCACCUCCUCCUGUGACUGCUGCUGACCCAGCAUCUCCAGCACCAGCCUCAACAGAGUCACCUGCUUUGUCCCCCUGCAUUGUAGUUAAUUCCACGCUUUCAUCUUACGUGGCAAACCAGGCAUCCUCAGGGGCCGGAGGUCAGCCCAAUAUUACCAAGUUGAUUAUUACCAAACAAAUGUUGCCUUCUUCUAUUACCAUGUCUCAGGGAGGAAUGGUUACUGUUAUCCCAGCCACUGUGGUUACCUCCCGUGGGCUCCAGUUAGGCCAAACAAGUACAGCUACUAUUCAGCCCAGCCAGCAGGCCCAGAUUGUCACUCGGUCAGUGUUGCAGGCAGCAGCUGCAGCUGCCGCUUCUAUGCAACUGCCUCCACCCCGACUCCAGCCUCCUCCAUUGCAACAGAUGCCUCAGCCCCCAACUCAACAGCAAGUCACCAUUCUGCAGCAACCGCCCCCACUUCAGGCCAUGCAACAGCCUCCACCUCAGAAAGUUAGAAUAAAUUUACAACAGCAGCCGCCUCCACUGCAGAGCAAGGUUGUGCCUCCACCCACUCUAAAAAUGCAGACUGCCCUGAUCCCUCCAGCUGUGGAGAGCAGCCCUGAGCAGCCUCUGACCUGCAGCCCCGAGGCCCAUACAGCAGAGACAACCUCUCCUGAGACAAUUUGUGAAAUGAUCACAGAUGUAGUUCCUGAGGUGGAGUCUCCUUCUCAGAUGGAUGUUGAAUUGGUGAGUGGAUCCCCUGUGACACUGUCACCUCAGCCUCGAUGUGUGAGGUCUGGCUGUGAGAACCCUCCUGUCAUCAGUAAGGACUGGGACAAUGAGUACUGCAGCAAUGAGUGCGUGGUGAAGCACUGCAGGGAUGUAUUCUUGGCCUGGGUGGCCUCUAGAAAUCCAAACUCCGUGGUGUUUGUGAAGUAGCCUUUCUUCUUCUCCAAGCCUUGAAGAUUCAUCCGCUGGACACAAGUCCAGGAACCUGUUUUUGAAACACAAGCUGGGCUUCUUCUGGUAGUGCCUGACCUUUACACCCAUAGUCCUUCAUGCCCCCACCUUUUCUUCAGCAGAGGCCAGACUAAGGAACAGGGCCAGUGAAUUUACUGUGAUUUGGAAUUGCUUUCACUCUCAACUACAAGCAAAAUUGCCAGGUUAAUAGUACAGGGAAGGGUGAAGGGAAGAUGGAAGCAAAUCAUAGAGGAUUAUUAGAAGAAAUGUGUUGGUAAAAUGUUACUGGGGAAGAGCUCAGCUCUGUUCUUAGGAGGAGACAGCCCCGGGAUGGGGCUUGGGGCUACAGCUCAGUGAUAAAGGGCUUUGGGUUUAAGUCCCAAGAGGAAUGAAAAUACUAAGCUAAAAUUACCCCCCCCCUUUAAAAGGGAAUUAAUAUUAUUAAUCUACACAGUGCUUUAAGAACAAAGAUUUGUGGGGCUGGGGUUAUGGCCUAGCACUAACAAAGCUCUGAGUUAAGUCCCCGGCAGAAAGAUCAGGAGUUCAAGGUCAUCCUCAGCCACCAGUAAGUUUGAAACCAGUUUAGGCUACACAAGGCAAAGGUAGAAUAAAGGUUUUGCAGAGCAUGGUGGCCCAUGCCUUUAAUCCCAUAGGUAGAUUUCAAAAAUCAGAGGCUGGGUAUGGUGCACUCUUCCUUUAAUCCCAGCAGUUGGGAGGUAGAGGCAGGUUGUAGUGAGAUCCUGUCUCAAGGUCCCCUCCCCAUUCCUACACAUACACCUCUCUCUCAGCACAUUGGGCUGGAGGGGAAAUGACAUCAUCCAGGAUUUUUUUUUCUCUACAAGCAUUUCUGCAGUCAAAACUUUCUUUACCUGACUUGAUUACCAGUUUUGCAUGUAAGAAGCAGAACUCUAUACCCUUAAUGAGAGGUUUUGCAAAGUAAAGUUAUAUUUGAAACAUC